AUGGUACAAAUGUUUAUUUACGCAAACAUGGAAACUAUUGGCUCAAUGUACACUCAACAGAUGUUCAAUUUGACUAGGACAGAAACCACUGAGUUUAACUCUGUUCUUGUCUCCUUAUCAGGUUUCAUAGGAUUCGCAUUUCUGCUUACUUAUGUUUGGACAAAAGUAGGAAAACGGGUUGACAAUCGUGUUGGAGCUUUGGCGGGUGUGUUAAUCUGCGUUGCGUUUUUGUUCACUACUUAUUCGUGGCCAUUCUACAGUGGAAACAUUGAAAGUGAUGGUGAGUACUAGUA
Cylicostephanus goldi is the source of this 293-nucleotide messenger RNA. NCBI's taxonomy places the organism in Eukaryota, Metazoa, Nematoda, Chromadorea, Rhabditida, Strongylidae. The record is from the annotation of a GenBank genome assembly.